Molecule: messenger RNA, 1389 nt
Organism: Olea europaea var. sylvestris
Lineage: Eukaryota; Viridiplantae; Streptophyta; Magnoliopsida; Lamiales; Oleaceae
Product: LON peptidase N-terminal domain and RING finger protein 3-like
Exons: 6
Coding region: 144-1223 (359 amino acids)
Biological process (GO): double-strand break repair
Cellular component (GO): nucleus; site of double-strand break
Molecular function (GO): metal ion binding; nucleosome binding; ubiquitin-protein transferase activity
Source: RefSeq, a predicted model, not a curated record
CCCUCACUAGCCGUUACUAUUGCAAAAUAUGGACGUCAUUCAAAAAUCUGACCGUUAUUCUCUCCUCAACCAAACCCCCUCCUUGCCUUCCUCCCAAACGCUUAUCUGAAUCAACCAAGAAAAUUUUUGCCAUUACGAAAAAAAUGGUGAACGACAAUGAGCCAGUCACGAGCCCCCAAAACCCGAAGGAUCCACCAAGAAAACAAUCACACGCUGUUGAAAAUGCCGGGAAAGACGACACUUUGUUUAGCCCAAGGUUCAGAUCAGUGGCGGCCAUGGCCGGUUGGGAUGAAGAGGCACUGCUUGUCGCCAGUCUUGUUGUUGAAGACACCCCAGAUCGCCAAAUUAAACACAAGAAACGCUCCAAUUUACAGAAUUUCAAGACCCCACCAACAAAUUCAACGAGAAAACGCAGGGCUCAGAGAAGGAGUCCUGCUUCAAUACCCGUGGUUGUUCUUGAUCUUGAUGAAGAUGGUUCCACUUCAAAACAAGAGAGUGAGAAAAACAAGAUUCAGUCAAGAGUUCCUGCAGAAAUGGAGAAGAAAACUGGAGAUGAUGAACUUGAUACUAAGGGAUCCAAGUCGACUCAAGAAGUUCCUUGCAUUGAUCGAUUACGUGAAGAGCUCUCUUGCGCGAUUUGUUUGGACAUAUGUUUCGAACCGAGUACUACACCUUGUGGACACAGUUUUUGCAAAAAAUGCUUGCGGUCUGCAGCCGAUAAAUGUGGAAAGCGAUGUCCAAAAUGCAGAGAUCUCAUCAGGAAUGGUAGAUCUUGCAAAGUGAACACAGUUCUUUGGAACACUAUUCAGCUGUUAUUUCCCCAAGAAGUUGAGGCGAGGAAGGCAGCGGCAGCCAGUCCCUCGAGUAAUACUGAAUCUCAGCCGAAAAGUGCAGCAAGAGUGAGUCAUUACAACGUGCGAAGCAGAAUUAUUGAUGCCUUGAAUAGUCCAGAGUCGGAAACUCGAGACCCUGAAAGAAGAAGCCAUCGUAUUAGAAGCCGGAGUUUCCGCUCGUCAAGCAGAAGAGAUGUUAGUGUGAGGGCCAGAGAGUUGCCAAGCCAGGAUGAGGAUGCUGCAUUUGCUUUGAGAUUGCAAAGAGAAGAAUUCAUGGAGGCUUUUAGGAGCCCCAGUGAACCGAGAAACUCACUUGCACUAGCUAGAGCUAACUUGAGAGCUAUGGCAUCACACGCUGCUAAUAUUCGUGUUAGACGCCAUGGAAAUUAGGCGAUGUACCUCUCACCCGAGAAAAGGUUACAAAAGUGUACCUCACACCCCAGUUAAGCCAUGUUACUGUCUUGGCCACGUUUGGUACGAGUAAUGAUCAUGAUUAGAUAGUAUAACAAAUCAAAUUUUACCCUUUUUUAUUUAUCGUGCAAAUUGUGUUAUAUUA